This is a messenger RNA of Ziziphus jujuba (common jujube), 2600 nucleotides long. Its product is annotated as glutamine-dependent NAD(+) synthetase. The transcript has 14 exons. NCBI's taxonomy places the organism in Eukaryota, Viridiplantae, Streptophyta, Magnoliopsida, Rosales, Rhamnaceae. The record is from RefSeq and is a predicted model, not a curated record. Gene Ontology annotation, molecular function: NAD+ synthase (glutamine-hydrolyzing) activity; glutaminase activity; ATP binding. Gene Ontology annotation, cellular component: cytoplasm. The coding region runs from base 175 to 2376 and encodes 733 amino acids. Gene Ontology annotation, biological process: NAD+ biosynthetic process.
AAACACAACCCGUAUAUAUUUAAAUCCAGCAAAGGGAAUCAAAUUCCAAUAUUUCCAAACACAAGGCCACUAAAACGCACACGCACGCACACGUACUUCAUUUUGCUCGCCCAGGCUCUCUUUUCUCUCCGAAAGCUCUGCAAAUUUCGCAGCCAAGAAAAGGAAGUGGUACAGAUGAGGCUGCUUAAGGUAGCGACUUGUAAUUUGAACCAAUGGGCUAUGGAUUUCGACUGCAAUUUGAAGAAUAUUAAGGAGUCCUUAACUAUGGCAAAAGAGGCCGGGGCUGUGAUUCGUCUCGGUCCUGAGCUUGAGAUUACCGGUUAUGGCUGCGAAGACCAUUUUUUGGAGCUUGAUACUGUGAACCAUGCAUGGGAAUGCUUGAAAGAUUUACUACUGGGUGACUGGACAGAUGGUAUCUUAUGCAGCUUUGGCAUGCCCGUGAUCAAUGGCUCAGAGCGUUACAAUUGUCAAGUUCUGUGUUUGAACCGCAAAAUUAUCAUGAUACGCCCAAAAAUGUGGCUUGCUAAUGAUGGGAAUUAUAGAGAACUUAGAUGGUUCACGGCAUGGAAAACAAAAGACCAACUUGUUGACUUUCAGCUGCCAUAUGAAAUUUCUGAGGCUUUGCAACAGAAGAGGGUGCCUUUUGGUUAUGGUUACAUUCAGUUUCUGGACACAGCUGUGGCAGCUGAAAUUUGUGAAGAGCUCUUUGCUCCUUGUCCUCCCCAUGCUGAGCUUGCAUUGAAUGGGGUCGAAGUGUUUAUGAAUGCAAGUGGAAGUCACCACCAACUAAGAAAACUUGAUGUUCGUCUCCGUGCUUUUAUAGGUGCUACUCACACCCGGGGAGGAGUUUACAUGUACAGCAAUCACCAAGGAUGUGAUGGUGGCCGCCUUUACUAUGAUGGAUGUGCUUGUGUUGUUGUUAAUGGGGAUUUGGUUGCUCAAGGCUCACAAUUUUCUUUGAAGGAUGUUGAAGUUGUGGUUGCCCAAAUAGAUCUAGAAGCGGUUGCUAGUCUUAGAGGAUCUAUUAGUAGCUUCCAAGAGCAAGCAAGCUGCAAAACCAUAGUCCCUUCUGUAAUGGUGCCUUACCGUCUUUGUCAGUCCUUUAACCUGAAAAUGGGUCUUUCUAGUCCACUGAAGAUUAGUUAUCACUGUCCCGAGGAGGAAAUAGCCUAUGGCCCUGGUUGCUGGUUGUGGGACUACUUAAGAAGGAGUGGAGCUUCGGGUUUUUUGCUUCCUCUUUCUGGUGGAGCAGAUAGCUCCUCUGUAGCUGCCAUUGUUGGCUGUAUGUGCCAGCUUGUUGUUAAAGAAAUAGCAAAUGGAGAUGAACAAGUUAAAGCUGAUGCAAUAAGAAUUGGGCAUUAUACCCAGGGACAGUUUCCUACUGACAGCAGAGAAUUUGCAAAACGCAUAUUUUACACAGUAUUUAUGGGAUCAGAAAACAGUUCUGAAGCCACCAAAUCACGGGCAAAAGUGCUAGCAGAUGAGAUCGGCUCAUGGCAUCUUGACAUUAGCAUAGAUGGUGUUGUAUCUGCACUUUUAUCUUUGUUUCAGACAGUUACAGGAAAGCAACCACGUUACAAGGUAGAUGGAGGAUCAAACAUUGAGAACUUGGGUCUGCAAAACAUUCAAGCUCGAAUCAGGAUGGUGCUGGCUUUUAUGUUUGCAUCACUCUUGCCUUGGGUUCAUAGCAAACCUGGGUUUUAUCUUGUUUUGGGUAGCUCUAACGUGGAUGAAGGAUUGCGUGGUUACCUAACAAAGUAUGACUGCAGUGCAGCUGACAUAAAUCCAAUUGGAAGUAUUAGUAAGCAAGAUCUUCGGGCAUUCCUUAGAUGGGCUGCCAUCCAUCUUGGUUACUCAUCCUUGGCAGAUAUUGAAGCAGCUCCACCAACUGCUGAACUAGAGCCUAUACGUUCAAACUACAGUCAGCUGGAUGAAGUGGACAUGGGAAUGACAUAUGAGGAACUCUCAGUAUAUGGAAGGUUACGGAAAAUUUUCCGUUGUGGUCCUGUAUCCAUGUUCAAGAAUCUCUGCUACAGAUGGGGAGCAAGAUUGACACCAUCAGAAGUGGCUGAGAAAGUGAAACACUUUUUCAAGUAUUACUCCAUUAAUCGACACAAAAUGACUGUAUUGACACCUUCCUAUCAUGCUGAGAGUUAUUCGCCGGAAGAUAAUAGGUUUGAUCUCCGGCAAUUCCUCUACAAUGCGAGAUGGCCGUAUCAGUUCCAAAAGAUUGAUGAUCUUGUACAAGAGUUGGAUGGAGAAAGAAUUCAUAUGCGAGAAUCAGGGGAUCAUGAAAAGCUAGGAGCUGCUUCAAAUGGUAUAGGUGGAAUGGGAGUUGUUGCAGCAGGCUCAGGCAACCCCAAUGUUGGAUUAUAGUUUGAAGAAAACAAGAAAUAAGCUUAUAGGCAAAUAUAUUAAAUCGAUGCAAAAAAUAUAUAUUCCUGUUUUAUUUAUUUGUCACACUGGUUUCCUCAAUCAAAUUAGUGUGACCUCUUGAUUUGUUUGAGUUCCUUGGAAAGUUUAAUUUCCGUUCAAGAAUGUGUUCUAUAUACUUUCGCAUUGAUUUUAAUAUAAAAUGAGCAUAUUUUACAUUCUGACAA